Molecule: messenger RNA, 1435 nt
Organism: Miniopterus natalensis
Lineage: Eukaryota; Metazoa; Chordata; Mammalia; Chiroptera; Miniopteridae
Gene: POLDIP2
Product: DNA polymerase delta interacting protein 2
Biological process (GO): error-free translesion synthesis
Cellular component (GO): nucleus; mitochondrial nucleoid
Molecular function (GO): DNA binding
Source: RefSeq, a predicted model, not a curated record
GCCCUGGCCGUGGGCAGCCGCUGGUGGUCCCGGUCGCUGACCGGGGCCCGGGGGCCAAGGCCGCUCUGUGCGGCAGGUGGAGCUGGGACCUUCCUACCAGCGGCGACCACGACGCGGAGGCACCUCUCGUCCCGAAACCGACCAGAGGGCAAAGUUUUGGAAACAGUUGGUGUGUUUGAGGUGCCAAAACAGAAUGGAAAAUACGAGACUGGGCAGCUUUUCCUUCACAGUGUUUUUGGCUACCGAGGUGUCGUCCUAUUUCCCUGGCAGGCCAGACUCUAUGACCGGGACGUGGCUUCUGCAGCUCCAGAAAAAGCAGAGAAUCCUGCUGGCCAUGGCUCUAAGGAGGUGAAAGGCAAAACUCACACUUACUAUCAGGUGCUGAUUGAUGCCCGAGACUGUCCACAUAUAUCUCAGAGAUCUCAGACAGAAGCUGUGACUUUCUUGGCUAACCAUGACGACAGCCGGGCCCUCUAUGCCAUCCCAGGACUGGACUAUGUCAGCCAUGAAGACAUCCUCCCCUACACCUCCACCGAUCAGGUUCCCAUACAGCAUGAGCUCUUUGAAAGAUUUCUUCUCUAUGACCAGACAAAAGCACCCCCUUUUGUGGCUCGAGAGACACUACGGGCCUGGCAAGAGAAGAAUCACCCCUGGCUAGAGCUCUCCGAUGUCCAUCGGGAAACAACCGAGAACAUCCGUGUCACUGUCAUCCCCUUCUACAUGGGCAUGAGGGAAGCCCAGAAUUCCCACGUCUACUGGUGGCGCUACUGUAUCCGCUUGGAGAACCUUGACAGUGACGUGGUACAGCUCCGGGAGCGACACUGGAGGAUAUUCAGUCUAUCUGGCACCUUGGAGACAGUGCGAGGCCGAGGGGUGGUGGGCAGGGAACCAGUGUUAUCCAAGGAGCAGCCUGCAUUCCAGUACAGCAGCCACGUCUCCCUACAAGCUUCCAGUGGGCAUAUGUGGGGUACGUUCCGCUUUGAGAGGCCUGAUGGCUCCCACUUUGAUGUCCGGAUCCCUCCCUUCUCCCUGGAAAGCAAUAAAGAUGAGAAGACACCACCCUCAGGCCUUCACUGGUAGGCCAGCUGAGGCCGAGUGGCCAGGCUCGGUUCCUGAAGAAUAGCACUCAUCCCACAGUUGCUGCAGAACUCUUCAUCAUGGGCCACAGUGGGUCUCUUAAUUGUCUGCACCAUUUGAAUAUGGGGUUCUUUUUUUGGUGAGUGGGCUAUAACUGUUUUCUCCAGAAGAUCCAUGUAGGACUCCUCCAAGGCUCACCUCCCCUGUAAGCCCAGCCUACAUUGUGUUCCAGUAGAGCUUUCCACCAGGACCUCUGUGUUCAGCUGCCACACGCCUGGAGUUUCCUGGUCUGUCACACAAGUUGUUUGGAACGUGAGGUUUGGUCAAUAAACCAGUGCACGCUUGGCCACCCUCGCUA